AUACGCUGAGACGUCAAUUGAUGUCACUGGAGUCGACAAAUGCGUGCACGCCGAUUAGUUGCUAGACUUUUUAGCCAAUGGCGCACUGUUGCUCAGCUCACGUGAUAAUACCGUCAACUGUCCCCUUUUCACUCAUUUCGGUUCCUUGUUUUAAAGCAUCAGACGUGACCUCUUGAGAUUGAUCAAAAAGAGCUUUAUAUGUUCAGUGUCAACUCAUUAUUUCAGCAGAUAAAGACCGUCAGAGUGAUUUUUCACACAGUAUUUACGUUUAUAGUCAUCGUUAAUAGUUCACGUCACGACCACUGGGCUACAUUAACACCCAUCUAUAGAUCCGCGUAACACUCCCAAGCCCAGCUAUCUGUUAUACCGGUAACCAUUAGGUGGAGAUUGCCUGCCAUACAUUUAUGCGCACGCGACACAGCGUGCAAGUCUCAGUUCGUUCUCAGUUAGCAACCAAGAAAUAGUGUAAGCGCUUCAUAAGGAAAACUGUAAGAGAAGAACACAGGAGAGUCACUGGAGUUAAGAAGCCCAAGUCACCUUAUAAGGUAAUUUUGUACAGAUGGCCGAUAUGAGGAUGUUAACACUCACUAGCGUAUUAGUCUCUCUACUCUUCAUGGCAGAAAUUCAAAGAUGCCAAGGGCAGAUACAUUACAAGAAUCCUGGAUGGGGACCUGGUGGUAAAAGGAGUUCACACAUGACUGGUAGCAAUGUAUUAAGGAAACGGCAUUGGCGCGUGGAAUCUGAUCAGAUGGGUACAGACAGCAUGCAGAAAGAACGAAACUUGAUCAUGCUUCAAGAAAUUGCAAAAUCUUUGGCAAAGCAACUGGUAGUACCAACGAGUGAGGACGACACAGUCCUGGACCAAUUAACGGUCGACCAAUGGCGGCAGGAAGCAGACGAGAUAAAUGACAACGGUUGGAAUUAAGCGGGAAAAGCUCUGAAAUUUGACAACAAUUAUUUAGAAUCAGGAAGAACUGAACAACUUGAUACAGGUUCAUAUGUGUUUGUAUUGCUUUCUUUUUUCUUCAAACGUUAUGGGUGUUGCGGAAUAUAUUGUAAGAAAUAGACCAGGAGUUUAAGAACUCUCAUUUGACAUUUUUGUUAAGAUGUUAAUUUCAUUCCAUGAGGGGAAUGAACAUUGAUUUGUUGAAAGGUUGAGAUUGGCAAUGAAAGAGCGCAGUAUAAAUACUUGGUUGUUUAGUAAUGCCGGCGUGCUGUGUAAUUAUCGUUAAGUUUGUAGUUUUUUAGUGCAUUUUAAUUGUUUACUUCAGUUUACAUGCUUCGGGCCAACUAGUGCAUUGAAUAUUUUUCUUAAUUUUACAUGAAUUUCAAGAUCAAUAUUUUAAAACGGGGGCCAGUCUGAAUUAUCAAUGUUUAACCAUUUUGCCAUAUUUCUCGAAAAUAUUGGUUGGUUCACUAAAUAUAAUUGAAAACCUAAACAAUAAAAUUAAAUUGAAGAGAUAAUAUGCAAAGAAAAGUUGUUGACAUCGAAGGUUGGCGUGAAAUAGAAAAACAUUUUUAGUUCUAAAUGACCCCCUGAUAACGGCCGACCCAUUUUUGGAUUAACGAGCCUUGUCUGUAUAUUACAACAACUGAAGGAAUUAUAACUAUUGAAGAAUGAUUUUUCGAUUCUCAAUCGCUGGGGGUUUAAUGAAAGUUUCUCUGCAUUUUACCACCCGGCCGGUACCGUACCAUCAAUAUUAUUGAUCAGAGAAUUGUGUAGUAGUAAAUAAUAAUACUGCAAGCAUGCCAGUUAAGAUUUGAAUUAUUUUUCCUCUUCUUGUAGCAUCUUAUUUAAUCAUCAUUAUUAGCUCUACAAAGAAACGUACACCAAGCACAAGGUGUAUAGGUUCUUUGGGGGUAUUGAAAUGUACAAUAACUAUUUAUGCGAAUGUGCAAUCUGAAUCGAAUAAAUGUAACUCGAUUUUAAGCAAAAUUUCUGACUGAAACGUUAAGUGUCCCCUCGUGAUUAAUAACGGAUUUGAUAAUUACAAUUAUCUGACGCACACGCAACACAAACAUGGAAGUUCUGAAUGCUGAUUUACCAAGCUGGAACGAAAAUCACCUGAAGGGGUUUUCUGGUUGAAAACCGUAAAAUAAACACCGCCAUGGUAACAAGUUUACUAAACAAAUUUAUUGACAGUUUAUUAUGGACCAUAAUAUUCAUAAGUAACGAUCUGGUCAAUGAUAAUCAGAAUCAAAAAUAAUUAAUUGUUUUAAAUGCACUAAUCGAAAGUUCAAAUACGACUCUUAUUCUAUAAGACAAUUUAAUUAAUAUGUGGCUGAUUUAACUAUAGAAGAAUACUGCUUAGAUUAUAUACCAGGUACCAUGUUAUUUUCAUUAUUUAAAAAUAUAAUUUUAAGUUUUCAAUAACUCUCAAUUCUUUAGAAACUAUUAAGAACAAGAUCGUAAUAGAAGGAUAUGCUGUCGUUUAGCCCCAAACAACUAAACAAGAUAAAGCUGUACAAAAUAUAUGUAUUUAAAAUAUAAUGACAUUCCUCAAAAUGACCUAAAUAAAAACCAGAAUAAUCUUAGUCAAUCUAAAUAGAAGGACAGACUGUCCGUCUUAAAUCAAUAGAAGAAUACUGCUUAGAUUAUAUACCAGGUACCAUGUUAUUUUCAUUAUUUAAAAAUAUAAUUUUAAGUUUUCAAUAACUCUCAAUUCUUUAGAAACUAUUAAGAACAAGAUCGUAAUAUAAGGAUAUGCUGUCGUUUAGCCCCAAACAACUAAACAAGAUAAAGCUGUACAAAAUAUAUGUAUUUAAAAUAUAAUGACAUUCCUCAAAAUGACCUAAAUAAAAACCAGAAUAAUCUUAGUCAAUCUAAAUAGAAGGACAGACUGUCCGUCUUAAAUCAAUUCAAAAUCUCUAACAACAGCAAUACCCCGGUGCUCAGUAAGUAACAAUAACAGUUCUCAGAAUCUCCUGACGUCUUUUGUUUCUCUCUACCUGAAUCAAAAUCCACGGUACUCAAAUUAAAAUGAUUCCACUCUCCUCCAGGAGAAGCAAUAUUAUUGUAUCGUUAUCUUAAACAUGAAGACAAAAAGGAAGAAAGUAUGUCUGGGUGUGAUUUGAAGGAAUCAUGUAUCACCCUUUGCUUGAAACUGUAUCCUUAACUCCCCCGGCUUUGUGUUUUAAUAAAUAAUACAUUUAUAAUAUAACCUUCUAGGGUGGGUGUAUCUUUCACUGUCGUAUUUCUACUUAUUGCGACUAUCGACAUCUGAAGAACAACUCAAUGGUAGACAAGAUGCCGCGUUCUGAGACUUAUUAAUGCGUGCAAUUAUUUAUAACAUGAGAAACAUGGUAAAUUUGGAACCUGUUUUCUCUCUGCUGAAUUAUCGGGAUUAAUAAUGAGGUCAAUGGAACAGACCUUAAAUAAAUUAAUUGUUUAUCUGAAAUUGAAACUAAUACAAAUUGGAGCGAGUGUUCCUCUUCACCUAACUGCACUAUGCCGAAGACAUUGCAAAAUUAUUCAUCUUUAAUGCUAAUAGAUAAGGUCUUUUGUGAGUAGUGGCGAUUCUAUGAUGAGCUUGUUUGUACUGUCAAUACCCCCACCCCACCCCCACCUUACCCAUCCCCUAUACUACUUCUAAAGCACAUUCCAACUCCAGUCCUCUAGCCACACCCUUCGCCCACUCCCCGAAGCUACCUCAAUCCCCCACCAGAGCCCACUCCUCAGAGACCACUUGUCCAGCCACAUCCUCUAGCCCACGUUCCCAUAGCCCACUCAUUUAUCCUUUUCCUAAGCCCAAAUCUCUAGCCCAAUCCCUGUGCCCAAGCCAAGCCCACCCUAGCCAACUCUCAAACCCACUCAAUUAGCCCACUCCUCAAACCCAAGCUACCUCUAGCCAUCUAGCCCAGCCCCCUAGCACCCUGCUCAAACUCAAGUUACCUAGCCCACUCCCAAAGCCAACACUCCGGAGCCCUUCGCUCACCUUCCAGUAUUGUUGUUGCUAGUUUUACACAGUAAUUAAUACGAUUCGUAGUGACAUGAUGAAGUACAUUGACCAGUUUACAGACUUGGGUUUGUUCCGUGUCAAUGUUUCGACGAGUGAACUUGUAAAAGAAUAAGACAGAGAAGUAAACAUAUCCGAAAUCUAUCAUAUAAGUCUGUCAUGAAUCCUAACCUGUUAUUCCCAAUAGGUCAAUGAUACCUAAAUGGAUGUCAUGUCCAAUUACAUCUCUCAACGGUACUCUUUUGUCUACACAUCUCCAGUCGAGCAAACACAGCAAAUGAAUUUAUCAUCGCAUAUAAUUCAAUCUGUCGAAGACGCUUUCUCAUUACCCCUUUGUCAUUUUUUUGUAAAUAUAUUCCACUCCGGUUUUUUUUUUUUUUUUUUUUUUUUUUUUAUUAUUUAAUUCCCCACUCCGAAUGCUACAGCGGAUGACACACCGUGCAUUCACCCUUCCCACAUCUCAUAACACCCAUAAAAAGCUUAUCAGUUUUGUAUCCAUUAUAAGAGGUCUAGUGCAGAACUUUACACAUGGUCGCCACGGGUCUUUUCAGUAACUAUCAUAACUUUCUAUCUAUGAAUCUGUGUCCACUUUUACCACACUACACUUUUUUACCCGGAAGCGACUUAGAUAAGGGGUGUGUUCCCCAAGUAGAGUAUAUGACCGGCUGAUGAUAAAUGGCGGUUGUUUUGAAACAAGGCCCACGGGUUUCUGGUGUCCUGUAAUGAAAAAAAAAAUUGUGAUAAAACUUGUAUUCAUACGAUGGAUGGGCUACAAGUCCGAAAUUUAUUUUAUUUUAACUGACGCGUGUGCGGCACCUAAAUGUAGCCCGAGCCGUAAAUGUAGCCUGACCUAAACAUGUACCUAGACCAAAUACAAUGUAAUUGUUCUUCACCCGGUCUUUAAACACAACUUAAACCGAGCAAAAAAACAUUCACGUUGCUUUCGGUCCGAGGUGCUACUGUUUUUAUUUUAAUAUUUCAAAAAAGGAAUCAGAUUGUGUUGAGAGAUCUAUUUCUGAUUGUUUUCCCAUAAUAAGUUACAAAUUGUUUGUCAGACUGUAUAUAUUGACUUUAAAAUAUAGCUCUACAAAAAAAUCAGUGCCCCUUUAUAGAUUUAGCCUGACUCAGACUGGGUCAAAUGAAGGAUAUUCUUGACUCACUUUGGUCAUAGGGGAGUCUGUCCAUAUAAGAGUCAAUUCAGAGUAACCUGGUCAAGUCUUUCAAGAACAACUUGGCAUAACUUACCCCAAAAGAUGCUUGAGCACCUUAUUUAUAUGUUCCGAUUAAACACUAAAAAAUAGUUCAUGACCCUUGAGGGUUUGUUUGACCCCAAAAUGCAUGUCUUGUACACCAGGCAUUAGUAUUUAUGAAAACAUUAGUGUAACGAUGGAUUGAAGGUUUACAGGUUUACGUUGUGUAAACAAAAACUGUGUUUAUACAGAGUCUAAUACUGCAUAAGGUUUUUUUUUUAACAAACUCUCACAUGACGGAGAGGUUCAUCCCUUCAUUUACAUAUCAACUAUACAUCCAAAUAUUUGAACCAAUCUUUAAUAUGUGUAAUAAUUGAGCAGUGUUAUUUGAACUUAUUAUACGAAUGAUAGAUGAUCUUUAAUUGAUAAACGAAAGGCACAACAACUAAUUUUGGUUAAAACCUCAGAGACUCAAAUGACUCGUGAAAUAUUUAGAAAAGGCUUUAUAUAUUUCUUUUAAAUUGUAGUUUACUUUAUCAUAGAAUUUUGAAAUUUAUAAAAACUGUAAUUUAUCUUAAUUAAUUUUACCUUCAUUGACAAAUAAAACAAACGUUCAUUUACGUUACGGACUUCUUUAAAAUUGUGUGUUUAAAAUAGUGUCUUGUUUUUGUACAUUGAUAAUUACAACUUCCUAAAUAAUUAUAGAUCUGUAACUUAAGUUUAUAAUUAUCAAUUUAAAGAAUCUAUACGUGAAACAAAGUCGUGAACUACAUAUACAAAUUCCGAUUAAAGAUAUGUCAUUGCAAUUGGA
Molecule: messenger RNA, 5957 nt
Organism: Asterias rubens (European starfish)
Lineage: Eukaryota; Metazoa; Echinodermata; Asteroidea; Forcipulatida; Asteriidae
Exons: 4
Coding region: 560-925 (121 amino acids)
Source: RefSeq, a predicted model, not a curated record